This is a messenger RNA of Mytilus trossulus (common blue mussel), 881 nucleotides long. Its product is annotated as perlucin-like protein. Bases 37 to 672 code for a protein of 211 amino acids. Lineage: Eukaryota; Metazoa; Mollusca; Bivalvia; Mytilida; Mytilidae. Gene Ontology annotation, molecular function: signaling receptor activity. The transcript is spliced from 5 exons. The record is from RefSeq and is a predicted model, not a curated record.
ACAUUAUAGGGCAUUGCAGGUCAGUGUGAAUUCCAUAUGUGUAACAAUGGAGAGAAAUGUUAUUUCGACGGUGAAAAUCGGAAAUGUGAACCUGCAUUUUGCGUUGAUAGUCCAUAUGCCAGCAAUGCAGUCAGUGCUGAAAGAUUUGGUUUAUAUAGAAAUAUUGGAGCUGCAGUUAAAUUCAAAUGUGAACAAGGUUAUGAACUGAAAGGACGACCAUAUGCAGAAUGUCAGCCUACAGGAAAAUGGGAAAACAGGUUCUUAUGUGUGAUGAAAGGAACAUGUUCUGAUGGAUGGAGCUUUGUUUCUAAAAAAUGUUUUAUGAUUGUGUAUGAAAAAAUUGUUUGGGAAGAAGCUGUGACUAAAUGUGAAGAAUAUGAUGGACAAUUGGCAAAGGUUGAGAAUGAGAUAGAAGAUUCAUGGCUGAUUUCACAAUUAACAGAUAGUGUAUGGAUUGGAUUGAACGAUAUUGAAAAUGAAGGCCAAUGGCGAUGGAUUUCAGAUAAUUCACCCCUUAACUAUACAAAUUGGUUAUCUGCUGAACCAAACGGCGGAACAGAGGAAAACUGUGCUAAUUACUGUAAAAACUAUUGUGGAAAGACAUUUUAUGGUUGGAAUGAUACAAGAUGCAAAAUGCUCCUAGGAUAUGUAUGCGAACGCCAUCCUAAUUGAGUGGUCGUCUGUUCGCGUCAUUUAAACAAUUAUUUGUUUUAUACAAGGAGAGGCAUUUGACCAGAAAAAAACUUGUGUGUCCGUAUUUUUCAGGACGAACGUUUCAAUAUUAUAUGUCAUCAGAAUUGACAGUUAUAACAUAAUACGAAUGAUAAGUCAUCAUCUAGUUCACUGCCAUAAAUCGAAAUUAGAGCCUAAUAAAUCAUGGG